This is a messenger RNA of Caenorhabditis angaria, 371 nucleotides long. The record is from the annotation of a GenBank genome assembly. NCBI's taxonomy places the organism in Eukaryota, Metazoa, Nematoda, Chromadorea, Rhabditida, Rhabditidae.
AUGAAUCAAACAUUACUAUUUUUGUUCGUGCAAUCGAUCGCAAUUCUUUUGGCAACUUCUCACUUUGUUUCGAGAAAUGAGAGGUGAACUUGAAUUUCGAGAUUCAACCAAAAAAUAAUUUUUUUCGAAAUUUCAGAUCCUUGAUGAGAACUGAAAAUAUCGACAAAACUGAAGAAUAUCCAAAAGGGAUGAAAGAAGUUGUUGAAUAUCUGCUUCUCAAAGAUUUGGCAAUGGAGUAUCCGGACCUAGUUCCUUCCAAGAAAUCUGAGAAAAAGCCACGUCGCAUUGUCUAUCUGGUCAACUACAAAAUUCCAAAACCACUUGAUGAAACUCCAACAUCUAAUCCAAUUCGCUAUAAAAUAAUGUAUUGA